Molecule: messenger RNA, 1749 nt
Organism: Humulus lupulus (European hop)
Lineage: Eukaryota; Viridiplantae; Streptophyta; Magnoliopsida; Rosales; Cannabaceae
Product: VAN3-binding protein-like
Exons: 7
Coding region: 144-1580 (478 amino acids)
Biological process (GO): auxin-activated signaling pathway; phloem or xylem histogenesis; leaf vascular tissue pattern formation
Source: RefSeq, a predicted model, not a curated record
UCUCCAACAGUCCCACUCGCCUCUAUAAAGCGCCGACCUUCACAUUCACAGUUACACGACCUUAUUUAACUUCGCACCACCACAACCACAACCACCACCAUUAAAACCCAGAGCCAGUUUUACCCAAAGAAAAUACUACUUGAAUGGAAAAAGCCGGGACAGAACCGUGGAGACCUGACCCGGUUCACGCAUCCUCAUUGUUCCGGCCACCGGAGACUCCAAGGGAGCCUAUGGAGUUUCUCUCACGCUCUUGGAGCGUUUCCGCCAUGGAAGUAUCUAAAGCCAUAGCUCCACCCCAUAUGGUCCUUUCAAAGACUAUGAGCGGCUGCGGCGGAGGUGCCGGAGCUAUACCGGAGGACAUCGCCGGCGAGACAGAGGAAGGUGCUACAGUUUCCGGGAACCCUUUUUCGUUUGCUUCUUCCGAAACUUCUCAGAUGGUUUUGGACCGCAUAAUGUCACAGUCGCAAGAGGUAUCGCCUAGAACUUCAGGCAGACUCUCCCAUAGUAGUGGUCCUCUUAAUGGAACCCAAAGCUGUGGCUCCUUGACAGACAGUCCACCAGUCUCACCCUCCGAAAUCGACGAUGCCAAGUUUUAUCGCUCGACCAAUCAUUUAAAUUCCCAAUACAGAGCUCCGGCGAGUGGUGCCGCCGGUGGGGGCGUUUCAACUGGAGGUGGGAAAACAGUCGGUAGGUGGCUCAAGGACAGGAGGGAGAAAAAGAAAGAAGAAACCAGAGCCCAGAACGCCCAGCUUCAUGCUGCGAUUUCCGUAGCUGGAGUCGCCGCUGCAGUGGCGGCCAUAGCUGCUGCCACUGCAGCCUCGUCUGGGUCCGGGAAAGAUGAGCAGAUGGCCAAGACCGACAUGGCCGUGGCCUCUGCCGCUACCUUGGUCGCUGCUCAAUGUGUAGAGGCUGCCGAAGCCAUGGGCGCUGAGCGGGAAUACCUCGCCUCGGUCGUCAGCUCCGCCGUGAACGUACGUUCCGCUGGCGAUAUAAUGACGUUAACCGCCGGCGCGGCCACUGCUCUGCGUGGGGCGGCUACGUUAAAGGCGAGGGCAUUAAAGGAAGUGUGGAAUAUAGCGGCUGUGAUUCCGGUGGAGAGAGGGAUAGGAGGAGUAAGUGGUGGUGGUGGCAACGGUAGUAACGGUAAUUCCAACAGUAGUUUUAGCGGUGAGCUUGUCCCAGAGGAAAACUUUCUGGGUAUUUGCAGUAGAGAAUUACUAGCCAGAGGCUGUGAACUCCUCAAACGAACCCGCAAAGGUGAUCUUCAUUGGAAAGUUGUGUCUGUUUACAUCAACAGAACACACCAGGUUAUGUUGAAGAUGAAGAGUAGGCACGUUGCUGGGACCAUCACAAAAAAGAAAAAGAAUGUGGUUGUGGAAGUGAUUAAAGAUAUGCCAGCUUGGCCUGGUCGCCACUUGCUUGAGGGUGGUGAGAACAGGCGUUACUUUGGUUUGAAAACAAUUAUGCGUGGUGUUGUAGAGUUCGAGUGUAGGAGCCAAAGAGAGUACGAUAUUUGGACUCAAGGAGUCUCAAGGCUGCUUUCCAUUGCAGCAGAAAAGAACAACCAUAGACAUAAAUAGAGCUUGAAAUUAAAUUGAACAACAAAACAAAUCUCUACUACUACUGUUCUUUUUCAAAAUUAGGAGGAAAAGCAAACAGUUUGGCUAAUAGGAUCUUUGUGCUGUUAUUAUUACUGUUAUUGUUAUAUAUGAUAUGAUAUAAUAUAUAAAUAGUCCCCUUUUAACAUCA